CGACCAUUAGUGGAUGAUAGAAUCGGAAAGUAUCCGUUUAUAAAGCUUGGUAUGUCAAUUUAACCUUUAUCCACGAUACUACGAUUGGAAAACAGAAUCGAAAAUGAAGUGAUUUGCUCACUUUGACAGUGAAUUUAUUUGGGGAUUAUUUUACCAGUGAAUUUAUUCUACUCUAAAUAUCAAUUUAAAUAAUUCCUCAAUAAAUUUAAAUAUUUAUAAUGGCGAAGCAUCAUCCCGAUCUUAUAUUUUGCAGGAAACAACCUGGCGUUGCUAUUGGGCGACUGUGCGAGAAGUGCGACGGCAAGUGCGUGAUCUGCGACUCGUACGUGCGGCCGUGCACGCUGGUGCGCAUCUGCGACGAGUGCAACUACGGCUCGUACCAGGGACGCUGCGUGAUCUGUGGUGGGCCGGGCGUGUCCGACGCCUACUACUGCAAGGAGUGCACCAUCCAAGAGAAGGACGUGAGUGGCUCCGUGUGUCUGGAGGGGCGUUGGAUGCUAGCGAGCAAUGGUGAUGGUUCACAGUGCUCCAAACUGUCCUUGUCUUUCAAAAACAAGAACAGUAAUGUCCCAGACACUCUGUGGACGCUCUUAACCAACUGGCUAAAAUUAGAAAAAUAUUUACUUGUAUUCCGCGCAGAAAACCAAGCUGACCCGAACACUGCCCACAAUCCAAGUGCCAGGCCCUUAAAAGCAGAGCAAUACGUGAACAAAGUGUGUUUAUCAAACAAGACCUUAGUAGCGGUGGGCUAAAUAUGGAAAUAAUUUACAAAUUAAAUUAACCAUAGUUUAUAUUGCUUUAAAGAAUUUACAAACCUUUACAAAACUGCCUAAUCAUUUCCCUGGAUAUAGAGUAACUUCGCAGGCAAAAUUAUGGUUACGCAGUAAAAAUACUGUAUAUAUAUGAAAUAUAAACAUUUCAUCAAAAAAAAUUUACGCAGAAAUGCCAUUAAGGGCGCGGUUGACAAAAUGGCAAGAAAUUCCGAGCAAAUUUGGGUGGCUGUAAUAAACAUAUUUAAUAAGAAAUAAAAAACAUAGUACUGACAAAUUAAAAAAAAAAUGCUUUCUUUCCACACACACCAUAGUUAGAAAAAAUAAAUGACCCACGUUCUGUAAUAAAGUUAAUAAUAAUACUACUUCUUUACAAUACUUUUGGAAUUUAGUGGUUUAGUGUUCAUUUUGCCUAAAAAAUGUUAGAUGAUCACUGUCUUAUAUUUACACGAAUAUGUAAUAACCCUGUUUUCAAAUUGUAUUGUGUUAGUCAUGCUGUGAUAAAAAAAAGUAUUUUUAAUUAUUUUUUUUUUGUUCGAAGUUUGCUUUGCCUGGUCACAAAACACAUAUUUUUAAGGAUACAAAGCUUUUAAAAUGUAAUAAAUUUGUGGUACAGUGGUUGGUUUGCAUUUGCACUUUAAUUCUGACUUAACGAAAAAAAAAUUAUCUCCAGUAGUUUAAACGUAAAACAAUAAACAGUGAGGAUACGCACGGGAAAGCUGUUCUCUAGUUGAGAGGCGCGCUACCAGAGCGCACUCGGUGCCUUAUCAGCAACCGCCUCGGCGCAGCUGCGCGGGCUCGGAUAGCCCCGCGUUGCCGUAUCUUUCGACCCGACGUCUCUACUCACUGCUAGCGGGACUGUUCGUGAAGCAAUGGGUACGAGGAAAGUUCACUACUACAAUAAAAAGAAAA
Molecule: messenger RNA, 1682 nt
Organism: Bacillus rossius redtenbacheri
Lineage: Eukaryota; Metazoa; Arthropoda; Insecta; Phasmatodea; Bacillidae
Gene: Phf5a
Product: PHD finger-like domain-containing protein 5A
Exons: 2
Coding region: 219-752 (177 amino acids)
Biological process (GO): mRNA splicing, via spliceosome
Cellular component (GO): precatalytic spliceosome; U12-type spliceosomal complex; catalytic step 2 spliceosome
Source: RefSeq, a predicted model, not a curated record